Molecule: messenger RNA, 180 nt
Organism: Meloidogyne enterolobii
Lineage: Eukaryota; Metazoa; Nematoda; Chromadorea; Rhabditida; Meloidogynidae
Source: the annotation of a GenBank genome assembly
UCAACUUAGAGGUGUACAACAUGGAGGACAUCAACAGCAUAUUGGUGGAAGUAGUCAAGGGCAAAGUAGUGGUCAAGGAGGAGGUCAACCUGAAGUCCGUAGAGGAGGUAGAAGGGGACGUCGACCUAGGGGAGGGAAUUAAAUAUUUUGGAAAAUUUUGGGAGAAAUUAUAGGGGGAUU